Linepithema humile (Argentine ant) is the source of this 2813-nucleotide messenger RNA. RefSeq names its product sodium- and chloride-dependent GABA transporter 1 (gene Gat-1B). Gene Ontology annotation, cellular component: neuron projection; plasma membrane. NCBI's taxonomy places the organism in Eukaryota, Metazoa, Arthropoda, Insecta, Hymenoptera, Formicidae. Gene Ontology annotation, biological process: sodium ion transmembrane transport. Gene Ontology annotation, molecular function: gamma-aminobutyric acid:sodium:chloride symporter activity. The record is from RefSeq and is a predicted model, not a curated record.
UUAUUUUAUUUCAGCCUCGCAUUUUAUAUAUGCACGUAUAUAAACUGCGUACACAUAUAAAUUUUUAUUGCGUUCUAAAAAUUUUGGAGAUUAAGGCCUUAUCAUCUCGGGAACUUAAUUACGGCCCUAAUGAUCUAUUUGGCAUCUUUUUCAAAUUGUAUUAUCCCUCAGGAUUAUGAUGAGAUGUUACUGCAUCAAAAGAAAUCCGUGCAAUGAUAAAAAGAAAUGAAAAAUAUCGUACGUUCGGCUGACGCGAUUUGCGCGCAUACGGCCGAUCUCUCCGUGCCGCACGAGCAACCUAAAUAUAGAGUGACACUGUGGCAUUAAUUUGUUGAAUGAAAAGAUAGGUGCGUUCAUGCUCGAGGGGGACCGUGCGUCAUUGUGGGGUAGAUCGCGACGGGGUACAGCAGAAAUCUCUGCAUCCGCGCGAGCCCUUCCUCGAAGUCGCGCUCGGUUGAACGUUCGGCGAACAUUCCAAAAGGGGUGGCUCCACCUCUUUAAAAAUUUUACAUCCUGCGCUGAAAAUCCUGGAGGUGAUCUCAUCCUAGUAAGAUUGUGGAAUAUUUAGCAGAACAUCAAGGAUGCAAGAGUAAGGAGCCAGUGCAAGGCGGUGAAGAAGUAAAGUCGUUGACGGUGUGGGAAAAGCACAUACUGGAUCGCAAUAAUCACCGUUUUGAUCAGAAGGAAGAGCGCAACCCACGCAUUCGCGAGCUGGUUUCCACUCGCAGCCAGUCAAUUAUAAUGACGUGAUUUCUCCAAUUCCGAUCUCGUUUUGCGAUUUCCUCGCUGCAAAGAAUAAUGCCUUCGAGAGAAUCGACUCAAGGCCGUCCCAAGGUAGACAGAUCCACCAGUCCCCUGUCGCGAAAACCGGCGGCGAGUCCGGCCGUGAAUCCGGCCGCGAAUCCGGUGCAGGAGCUGAAGGCUCUCUUCGCCGAGCCAACCGUUAACAUAGCCACCUCUAAUGGCGAAAAAGAAUCGGACUUCCGAUUCGAGGCCAUACAAUGCUUGCGGCAAUCCUCCUUCCUCGUCAAGAGAACCAAGGAUCUACCGGAACGAGGGAAUUGGAGCAGCAAGAUCGAAUUUAUUUUGUCCGUCGUGGGAUUGGCCAUAGGUUUGGGAAACCUGUGGCGAUUUCCUUACCUCUGCUACAAGAAUGGCGGCGGUGCUUUCAUGGUACCCUAUUUCAUCGCGCUCGCGCUGGCCGGUAUACCCAUGUUCCUGAUGGAGCUGUCUUUAGGACAAAUGCUGACGAUAGGCGGCCUGGGUAUCUUCAAGAUAGCACCGAUCUUUAAAGGCAUUGGAUACGCGACUUGCGUGCUUUCUUGCUGGACCAACGUGUAUUACAUCAUCAUCCUUGCUUGGGCGCUCUUCUACUUUUUGGUCUCCUUACGAGCUGACUUACCAUGGAGAUCUUGUGACAACUCAUGGAACACGCGCUACUGCAUCACGCCUGACGAACGUCUGAACGUUUCAUGCUGGGAGGAUGAUUACUGGCCGAACAACAUUAUAUGCGCCACAUCCUUGGGAAACUUGAGUCACGAGCUGUUGAAGGAUCCGGUCAAGGAAUUCUGGGAGAGGCGAACCCUGCAGAUUUCCACGGGUAUCGAAGACGUGGGCAGUAUAAGAUGGGAAUUGGCUGGCACGCUUGCAGUUGUGUGGAUCAUGUGCUACUUUUGCAUCUGGAAAGGCGUGAAGUGGACCGGCAAGGUUGUCUACUUCACGGCGCUCUUCCCGUACGCUCUGCUAGCGGUGCUGCUCGUAAGAGGCUUGACACUGCCGGGCGCUUCAGAAGGUUUGAAGUAUUACGCUACGCCGAAUCUUUCAAAACUCGGCGAUCCCGAGGUAUGGAUAGACGCGGUGACGCAGAUAUUCUUCACUUACGCUCUCGGUCUGGGCGCGCUGGUAGCUCUAGGCAGUUACAACAAGUUCAACAAUAACGUUUAUAAAGACGCUCUCAUCGUAUGCGGAGUGAACACCUGUACCAGUCUGCUUAGCGGAGUGGUUAUAUUCUCAGUGGUCGGUUUCAUGGCCCACGAGCAACAGAAACCAGUAGCCGACGUGGCUGCUUCUGGACCUGGUUUGGCUUUCUUGGUUUAUCCCUCCGCAGUGUUGCAAUUACCCGGGGCGUCGAUUUGGGCGAGCUUAUUUUUCUUUAUGCUACUUCUAAUAGGACUGGACAGUCAGUUCUGCACUAUGGAGGGCUUUAUCACCGCCGCCGUGGACGAGUGGCCGCGAGUGCUUAGAAAACGGAAGGAGCUGUUUAUCGCCAUUGUAUGCUUGAUCUCCUAUCUAAUUGGGCUUUUGUGCGUUACGGAAGGUGGAAUGUACGUCUUUCAGUUGCUAGAUACGUAUGCCGUGAGCGGAUUUUGCCUGCUCUUCCUCAUGUUCUUCGAGUGCAUUUCCGUGUCGUGGGCAUUCGGGGUGGAUCGAUUUUAUGACGGCAUACGGGACAUGAUAGGCUAUUAUCCUUGCUUCUGGUGGAAGAUAUGCUGGACAGUUACUACGCCUGCUAUUUGUGUGGGUGUCUUCAUCUUUAAUAUCAUUAAAUUUGUCCCUGUGAAAUAUCUCACGUAUGAAUUUCCAUGGUGGAGUCACUUGUUGGGAUGGUUCGCAGGCCUCUCCUCGAUGUUGUGCAUUCCAGGUUACAUGAUCUACAUCUGGAACGUUACACCUGGAACUACCUCAGAGAAAUAUCGGAAACUGAUAAAAAUAGAGGACGAUGUUGCCGCCUUAAGAAAGAAACUGAAUCCAGUCAAGGCCGCUGCUAUCGACACAGAGUUCGAGCUAUAGAAUCGCACUGUGCUUUCUUUGAU